Cyprinodon tularosa is the source of this 4494-nucleotide messenger RNA. RefSeq lists its product as uncharacterized. The coding region runs from base 106 to 2757 and encodes 883 amino acids. The record is from RefSeq and is a predicted model, not a curated record. The transcript has 7 exons. NCBI's taxonomy places the organism in Eukaryota, Metazoa, Chordata, Actinopteri, Cyprinodontiformes, Cyprinodontidae.
GCUAGUCUUUUAGAGAAAUAAAAGCCAAAAUCUAGCCAUCAAAACAAUAACAUUAUCCGGUUGCAUAACGGCAUCGACAGCCUUGGAACAGCGAAGAGAAAAAUAAUGGAUAAUUUCUUCAAACCUGUUCACAGUCCUUCUACUGAUCAAGCUAAGCAACAAAGGAACCACCACCACCACAAUCAUCAUCACCACCACCAAGACCCUCAUUCACAGAGGUAUACAACGCUUGAUGACAAUGAUAUAAAUACAGAUGACAGCCAAGGGCACCCUCGCUGCCACCAGCCUCGGUCAUAUCUCUAUGACAGGCCUCACCAUGAUACCCACUAUCUGUAUCAACAAGACACUGAGAAGCUUUACAACCACAACACUUCAGUAACUCUUUCCAGGGCCUCUUCUUCCUCCCUCUCCUCCAGCUCAUCCUCUUCUUCCACUUCUUGGCUCACAGAGACAAGUGCCAAUGAUCCCUACUACCUUCAGCAGGCUGAGCGGCCACAGCAUUCCCUGUCUUGCUCCAAUAUCGCUGAGAUGCGCAGAGCUUUUAGGGAUGACGACAGCAGCGAGCCAAUGGUUUUUGCCACAGUCAAGCACAGCAAAAAGGGCAAUGUUGCUGGUAGGUUGCACAACAGCUCGCACCAAAGCAGGAGGAAUGAUUUGUACGACCUUAACAAAGGUCACAGUCGGAGUGAGCAAGGUUUGCUACAGUGCAAUGAAAGUGACGGGGGUAGAGGGCGGUCCAAAGUAUCAAAAAUCGAUCAUGGACCCUUGUACAAGACAACUAGUCUAAACAGAAGCUUGGCUUUUAGUGAGGAAAACAUUGUUUUAGGGGUCCCUCGAGGUCCCAAGAGGGCAGUGUCUUCGAGUCAGUUACCAAGCAAAGGGAUACUGAAAAACAAGGAGAAUAACAAUGACAUCCGCAAGGCAAAAUCAAUGGAGGUGCUUUCUCCAAGAGUCGCAACCAGAGGAGGUCAGAGUGGGCAGAAGGGGAAAGGGACCACUGAAGCUGAGAUAGAGCGAGCCCGGGCUAACUUUGUGGAGGGAAAGUUGCAGUUUUCAGCUUUUCUAGAUGAGAUAACAAAACAGGUCAUGAGUCCAUCCCAGCUGUCCAUUUUUGGUGUGAACUCCAAUAAAAGUUCAGAGAAGAUGCCUGCCCCAGUCCCAAAACCUGAGCUAGUCAAGCCGGAGCUUCCGCCCAAGAAGCACAGAGCUGCUAAAAGGAGUGACCCUAAGCUGCCAUCAAAGCAACCCAGCAAGCAGGUGAAAGCGACCAUCAGCUCACGAAAACAUACAGACUGUUCGGAUUCAGACAACCUGGCAACAUAUGCAGGAAGGAAGCACCAUGGCAGCCCGCCGCCUCGUCACCACACGCCAUCUACUAUCCACGGACGUAAAGAAAGGAGGCCCUCUCCAUCUGGAGACUCCAUGUCAGAGGACAGAUACGGCCGAUAUGGUCCUCAUCACACAGAUGGAACCAGUACUAGUCCUGAGCCGACCCAACCCAAGCAGCGCCAUCACCGUAAACACCAUCCUAGCACCUUCCAGAACCAGAACCCACAUAUCCAACACUUUCCUAUGCAGAUGCACCAUGCGGCGGAGAACAGAGAUCUGAGCAACUCCCCGCCAGCUUCACCACAGGCGUCCGGACAAAGGUUUGGCUCAGAGUCGUCAUCCACAAAGUCCGACUCAUCCAGGAGUCGAGAAACAGCCUCGACAGUUACGAGUCACAGCUCAGAGCAGAGCGGCAAACACCAGUCACAGCACAUGGGAACAUCUAAAGAGCACCGGAACAUGCUGUGUGAUCCAGACCACCUUCAGGCGUUGCAGGAGGAGAAUGCAGAUCUCCACCAGAACCUUCUGCAGACAGUAGUUUGCAUUGAGAGCCUGGAGGCAGAGCUACAGAGGACCAGAGACGAACUCAGUCAUGUUAAAGAGAAAUACAAAAGCCUUCUACAUACUCAAACUGGUGCAAAGCAGACUAAUAACCUGCUGGGAGAACACCUUCACAAAGCGUCGGAGAGUCUGAGCAGUGAAAGAAAAUAUCUGCAGAAUCGAGUCUCCCAGCUUGGCUCAGAGCUGAGUGAGGCCCACAGGACCAUCGCUGCUCUGGAGAACAUUAAUGUACCACUAUUGGUAAAGGAACUCUUGGAGAAGUACUUUGGUUCUGCUGAAGCCAUACAAAAGUUUCUGUCAACCUCUUUCCCAAGCAACCAAUCCCAGCUGACAGCAGGCCAGUCUUGCAGUCCUAAAGCGGAGGGAGCAGCCCAGGGCUGGCUGAGCGAGUCAGAGGCAGGUCCGCAGAGGGUCACGGCCUUCAUGCCCAUUAAACAAGCUUUUACACCAGCAAAAAAUGAGGGCAGUCUUUCAGGCCAGCAUGAGUCCACUCACAGCCCAUCGUUCUCUUCGGCUGACAUUGGAGCUGCUUCCUAUAAAUCCACAGCUCCUAGUUACCCUGCUAGACCGCAGCCUGUUUACCCACAAACCCAUCAGCAGUUACUACGGGGCACAUCCCACACUGAGACCACUCCAGACCCCCAGCACAGCCACCCAGCGGAUGACAGAUGGGAAGGAAGAGGAGGGUUAAAGUUGCUGCUCUUUGAGCAGGAUGCAGAGGAUGUGAACUCCAUGCUGGCCCAGCAGAUCCUGGAUGAUUUCAUGCAUCAUCUGCAGGCACACAAGGAGGCUGGGGGAGGGAAGGAGCCGCAGAGCGGGCAGGAGUGGAUGACUGGAGUGGAGCAGGCAGGGAAAGUGGCAGACUGAGAAUGCCAUCUGAGGACACCCUAAUUUAAUAAUCUGUGUCCUGAUUAUCUGUCAGUGGUGAAUAUUCGUUAAGCUGCGGCGUCACUGCUGUAGAUUUAUUUCAUUAAUACGAAUGUAGUGUUUCCUAGAGCUGAAUAAAAGUCUUUAUACCACUAAAACCUAAUAAUUGCAGCUGUGAGAAGUUCAGAGCGAACUCUGAAGGAACAAGAUUUCAUCUUUAGAUUUCAUCUUUAGACCAUGUGUUAUUUUUAACACACCGUGUUAUAGUCUAUGCAGAAUUUACUGUUAUGUUUCUGUAACAUAGAAUAGAAAGUUCUCACUGAGUGAAAAACUAGGAUUUUUCCUUAACAGCUUGGAUUUUGAAUAGCAGUCAUCUGAUUUUAAAUGGAAACAGUUUAUAAUAGUUUAAUUUACUCAGCAGCUACAUUAGACCCUUAGUGUAAAUAAGUACACCUGAAGCCGAAAUGAUUUAGUUAGAGCUAGCCAGGACAGUAACAAAAAAAUAAAAAUGAAAAAUAAAAAUAGGAAAAUUUUAACAGGAAAGUUUUAGGCUAAAUUUGUUUGUACCACUUUUCUUUCUAAUAGAAGCAGAUUAAAUCAUUUGCGCUGACAUUUGAGGGAAAAUGAACUCAUAUUUUCAAAGAAUAAGUUGGUAAAUUCAGACCUCUCAUGCACACUAAACUAAGGUAUUUGGCUACACCAGCCAUGAUGUAUUCAAAUCAUUGAUCUUUAUUGAACUUUAUUGAUCUCACAUUGGAGAAAUUUACCUCUGCAUUUAAUCCAUCCCCUUUGGGAGCAGUUGGCUGCCAUCGUUGGGCGGUGUGGGGUGAAGGGUCUUGCUCGGAGACCCAGAGUGGCAGUCUGUGGGAGUGGGGCUCGAACACAGAACCUCAUGAUUCCAAGCUCUAUGCCCUAACCAUAGUCUCCCCCAAUAGAAACCCUUCAUUACAUCAUGGGUCUAUCUGUAAGAGCUUCACUCUUCCUGGCCGUAUUGCUGUGUGGAUCCUCGGUAGGGUUUCUAAGGUGAUACACUGAUCCUGGACAAAAAAGGUCUUGCAUCACCUCAAAUCUGCUUGAUGGAAUUAAAGUCAGCAUUGUCUGCAUGCAAGUCUAGAUGUGCCCCACAGGAUUCAAAGGUAUCUUUACAGUCCUUUAUGCACUACGAGAGGCUCAUGUCAGAAUAAAAACGGCCGUUCAAGAUGUUUCAUUGUAAAUUGUCUUAAAUGUCUCGGCAUGCAGAAACACAAAAGCUCCCUAAUACUGGAGAUAAGGCCCUAAAACCUUUACAUUCCUCUAGCUUGAUAAUUGCCAUGAUACCAUGAGUUGCUCCACUCUGCUUGUUCCACAGAUCUGUGUCCAUUACCACUCAGUUCAGCAUCAAUUUACCUUUCACCACUUAUUCUAAGGACAGCAAGGUAGUCAGUUCAUUUUAAGCACUUUGUUCCUUUGCUGUAGAUAAUCCUGAUCUCUGGUUGUAUUUUGUCUUUAACCUGUAGCUAUCUUGUCUUAUAUUUGACUAUUAUAUCCAGUAGAGAUGUAUUUUUUAAACUACACCACUUUUCCACUUUGUAAGUCUUUGGGUUUGUCAGAAAGGCAGGGGAUAGUUGGAGAUGGAGCAUGGCUGUCUGCUUUGAAAAGGUUUGACUACUUUUCCCAAUUCCGAUGUGUGGCCAUUUACUUUUGCCAGCACGGUGUAUACAGUCAGAUGUAAGACUUUUAAAACACUUCCCUUUAUUA